AUGGACACAGCAUGUGUGGGAGACAGUCUGAGAGAGUGCCAAGGUAAACAGUGCCUGACCACAUGUUCUCCCAGGCAAGAAGCAAGGCAAUCUGGCCUCUCUCCAGACUGCACAUCUGCAGCAGCACACAGUCAAUCCCCCUGUUUAACUGACCCAGCCAAGGAGAGGAGACAGGGAUGAGAGGAGAGAGUCUAGGGGUGGAAUGGAAGAGAAGGAGUAGAGGGGAAGACUAGGCCAGGGGGAAUGAGUGGAGGGGGGAGGGAGUCUAAUGGGGGAGUAAAGAGGGAAAAGUAGUGGAGGAGGAGGUGAGGAGGGUCAUUUUCCCAGACAGAAAGAACCUGCUUCCCUCAGUAUCACAGACAGAGAACCCUCCGACAACCCCUACACAACCCAGGCCAGGUGAAAUGACAAGAGAGUUAGGUCUACCUGCUGAUAUAUGGGCUAAUUUAACAGAUGAAAGACAACACAAAAACCUGUCUUCGAGAGCUGAGGAGGUGGACUAAGAUAAGCUAACGUGCCAUCUAAUUUAAAUGUGAAUCCAUGGACCCAUAUGCUGACAGUAUGGGAUUGACGGAGGUUGGUGUCACACAGCGAUUGAGGUGCACAUUCGCACUGGUGUAAAAACCCCAUUAUACCAGGAGCUGAAUAGUGUCCCACUACUGGAGCUGUGCAUCAGCCCUCAGCCUUGGAAAAAGAUGGAUUGUUGUUGCAUAAAAUAAAUCAUGUCCAGCUUCCGCUAGUAUGCUGUGCUCCAUCUACAGUAUGUUUGCAAGGAAAAAUACAAGAACAUGUACGUGCCUGUACACAAAGCCUUGGCCUUGAAUGAAUUGGAGACAGUUAUGUGUGCCUUUUCAAUAAGCCUGUCUUUAAGAAGAAUGACUUCUCAAGAGAUUUUGUGCCUAUCUGUGUGAGUGUGUACAUCUGUCUGAAGUCCGUUGGUAUUAUCAGAAAGAUUAGUGGUUUGGUUCAUCAGGCUUGCUUCCUAACACUAUACUACAGCUUCAUUGGCCCAAACUGUGGAUUCGGAAAGUAUUCAGACCCGUUGACUUUUUCCACAUUUUGUUACGCUACAGCCUUAUUCUAAAAUGGAUUAAAUUAAAUCAGUCUACACACAAUACCCGACAAUGACAAAGCGAAUACAGGUUUUUAGAAAUGUUUGAAAAAAACAAAAACAAAAAAAACAGGAAUACCUUAUUUACAUAAGUAUUCUGACCCUUUGCUAUGAGACUCGAAAUUGAGCUCAGGUGCAUCCUGUUUCCAUUGAUCAUCCUUGAGAUGUUUCUACAACUUGAUUGGAGUCCACCUGUGGUAAAUUCAAUUGAUUGGACAUGAUUUGGAAAGGCACACACCUGUCUAUAUAAGGUCCCUCAGUUGACAGUGCAUGUCAGAGCAAAAACCCAACAAUGAGGUCGAAGGAAUUGUCCGUAGAGCUACGAGCCAGGAUUGUGUCGAGGCACAGAUCUGGGGAAGGGUACCAAAAAAUGUCUGCAGCAUUGAAGGUCCCCAAGAACACAGUGGCCUCCAUCAUUAUAAAAUGGAAGAAGUUUGGAACCACCAAGACUCUUCCUAGAGCUGGCCGCCCGGCCAAACUGGGCAAUCGGGGGAGAAGGGCCUUGGUCAGGGAGGUGACCAAGAACCCGUUGGUCACUCUGACAGAGCUCAAGGGUUCCUCUGUGGAGAUAGGAGAACCAUCCAGAAGGACAACCAUCUCUGCAGCACUCCACCAAUCAGGCCUUUAUGGUAGAGUAGCCAGACGGAAGCCACUCCUCAGUAAAAGGCACAUGAUAGCCCGCUUGGAGUUUGCCAAAAGGCACCUAAAGGACUCUCAGACCAUGAGAAACAAGAUUCUCUGGUCUGAUGAAACCAAGAUUGUUCUCUUUGGCCUGAAUGCCAAGCAUCACGUCUGGAGGAAACCUGGAACCAUCCCUACGGUGAAGCAUGAUGGUGGCAACAUCAUGCUGUGGGGAUGUUUUUCAAAAGCAGGGACUGGGAGACUAGUCAGGAUCGAGGGAAAGAUGAACAGAGCAAAGUACAGAGAGAUCCUUGAUGAAAAUCUGCUCCAGAGCGCACAGGACCUCAGACUGGGCGAAGGUUCACCUUUGAACAGGACAAUGACCCUAAGCACACAGUCAAGACAACGCAGGAGUGGCUUUGGUACAAGUCUCUGAAUGUCCUUGAGUGGCCCAGCCAGAGCCCGGACUUGAACCCGAUCGAACAUCUCUGGAGAGACCUGAAAAUAGCUGUGAAGCGAAGCUCUCCAUCCAACCUGACAGAGCUUGAGAGGAUCUGCAGAGAAGAAUGGGAGAAACUCCCCAAUACAGGUGUGCCAGGCUUGUAGUGUCAUACCCAAGAAGACUCGAGGCUGUAAUCGCUGCCAAAGGUGCUUCAGCAAAGUACUGAGUAAAGAGUCUAAAUACUUAUGUAAAUGUGAUAUUUCCGUUUUUUAUUUUUAUGAAUUUGCAAAAUUUUCUAAAAACCUGUUUUUGCUUUGUCAUUAUGGGGUAUUGUGUGUAGAUUGAUGAGGGGGGGGGAAACAAUUUAAUCAAAUUUAGAAUAAGGCUGUAACGUAACAACGUGGAAAAAGUCAAGGGGUCUGAAUACUUUCUGAAUGCAUUGUAUCUCAUUUAUUGCAAUAUUAUCUGGGCUAGUACAUAUGCUUCCUAUCUACAUAAAUUACUCAUCACACAAAAUACAUUUGCAAGACUAGCCACCUCCUCUAACUACAUGGCUCCAUCUGACCAUCUGUUUAAGAAACUCAUUAUAUUGUCUAUCUACAACAUUAAUAUACUCCAAUUAUGCACUUUAAUCUACAAAUGUACAUACCUCCAGCUCCCAGGCAGCCUACCUAAACCCUUCAAUGGAUUCUUCCAGGUUAAUUCCCAAAUCCAUGCAUACAACACAAGACACUGCGAUAACCUUCACCCUUCCCACUGCCGCAUCUCGCAUUGUAAAUUCUCUAGCAGAGACAGAGGUUCCAUACUCUGGAAUUCCUAUCUUCGCAUUGCCAAAACAUCAUCAUCCCUCAAUAACUUCAAGCGUAGACUAGGGGUCAGCCUGAUUAACCAAACUACCCAGUAGUCCUCUCCAUGUAGGCUAGUUGUUACACUCAUUUACACUCUCUUCGGUAGUCCAUCGUAUCCGAUGAUGACUUCCACUUCUGAGUUAAUGGUGAAUUCUUUGGUGACUGUAGAGUCCAAUCCGAGAUCCACAAACUUUAUUGCAGGUGGGGCACAUGCAGUCUGUGCUCCAAUCCUCCUCCCACCUCUGUACACCGCUCUGGCAGAGCUGCCGCCAGGUGGAACGGUCGGCAGCAGCAUCCUCAAGGUCUGUGGGUUUGAUGUUGCACUUCUUCAGCAACGUUUUCAACUGGUCCUUGUAGCGCUUCAUCUGCCCCCCUGCAGACCGCCAGCCAAGAUGUAGCUGGCUAUACAGGAUCUUCCGCGGCAAGCGUUCCUUAGACAUCGUAACGACAUGCCCAAGCCAGCUUAGUUGGUGUUGGGUGACCAUAGCCUCCAUACUCUUGCAGUUGGUCUUAGCAAGUAUUUCUGUAUGGGGCACACAGUCGCUCCAGGUGAUUCCCAGGAUGCGCUGCAGGCAUCCUAUGUGGAAUCGCUCUAGCUGCUUGUUGUGGUGGCUGUAAGUGACCCAGGCUUCACUGCUGUAAAGAAGUGUGGUGAUGCAGACAGCUUGAUAGACGGCGACUUUGGUGUGGAGGUGGAGAUCCCUGUUUUGGAAGACCCUGCGAGUUUCCCGAAGGCAGCUGAUGCUUGCUUGAUCCUAUUUUGAAUUUCGAAGUCGAUGCUGCAGUCCUCCGAGAGGAUGCUGCCCAGGUAUUUGAAGGAUGGGACUAUUGCCAGUGAUUUGUGUUCAAUGGUGAAGACAGGCAUGGUGGGUGGAGGGCUGGAUCUCCAUUGGCAGACCACCUCUGUCUUGGUGGUAUUGAUAGACAGUCCCAUCCUACUAUAGACCCUCACAGCCGCUACAAGGAUGGACUGAAGGUCUUCCGGAGUGUGGGCCACAAGAGCACAGUCAUCUGCAUACUGCAGCUGAAGAACCCGCUCCGUCAAAACCUUGGUGGUUCCUUGGAGCCUCCUGAUGUUGAAUAGGUUUCCAUCCAACCUGAAGUCCACCGCAACACCACUGUUGUCCUCAAGCUCCUUGUGGAGAAGCUAGGUGACACAUAGGAGGAAGAUGUUAAAGAGUACAUGUGCCAGCUCACACCCCUGCCUCACACCGAUGCUUAAUCCAAAGGGCACUGACUCCUGCCCUCCUAUGGCCACCAGAGCCAUCAUCCCAUUUUUGUUUUAGGGGGUGGAUCAGCUUUAAUAUUGGAAAUAGAUUGUGGCGUCUAUCAAUGUAAUUGUCUGCAUCAUUUCCAAUCCCCCAUAUAUAUUUUUUUAUCAAUACAGUAUACAGUAUAUAUUAUUUUAUAUAUAUAUUUUUCUUUAUUAGUUUCUCCUAACCCUACCACCCCUCCCCUAAUUGGAGAAAACUAAUGGACAACAACACUUAAGCUUCUACUUCCAGCUUAUACAUACUGUAUAUAUUUUACGGACACUGGAUAUUUUACAUUAGUUAUCUUUUGUUUGUUUUUAGUCCCAUCAUUCAGCUAGUCUCAACCCCUUCCAUCUAUCUCUGAAGACCAUCCAGUUUUGAUUUCUAUUUGCCAUAUAUUUUUCAACUGUGCUGUGAUAUUUCACAAAAGUUCUGAACCUUUCUAUUCUCAUAGUUUCUACAGAUUGUAAAUUAAAGAUAAACAUUUUUGCUGAGAGUAUAAAUAUAUAAUUGAUUAUGACUUUUCAGAUCACCCAGCAGUGCUAUAUGCAGAGUUAACUCCAGGUAAAUGUUUUCAAUUCUUCAGCCAUUCCUAAACCUGCGACCAAAAACAAGCUACACAUGGACAGUACCAAAACAAAUGAUCUAAUGAUUCUGUCUCUUCGCAGCAAAAUCUGCAGAGCUGGGAUGGUUGUAUCCCCCAUAUACAGUGCAUUCGGAAAGUAUUUCAGUAAAAAACUGAAAUAUUUCAUUUACAUAAGUAUUCAGACCCUUUACUCAGUACUUUCUUGAAGCACCUUUGACAGCGAUUACAGCCUCGAGUCUUCUUGGGUACGACGCUACAAGCUUGGCACACCUGUAUUUGGGGAGUUUCUCCCAUUCUUCUCUGCAGAUCCUUUCAAGCUCUGUCAGGUUGGACGGGGAGCGUCGCUGCACAUAUAUUUUCAGGUCUCUCCAGAGAUGUUCGAUCGGGUUCAAGUCCGGGCUCUGGCUGGGCCACUCAAGGACAUUCAGAGAUUGCCCAAAGCCACUCCUGCGUUGUCUUGAAUGUGUGCUCAGGGUCGUUGUCCUGUUGGAAGGUGAACCUUCGCACCAGUCUGAGGUCCUGAGCGCUCCGGAGCAGGUUUUCAUCAACGAUCUCUCUGUACUUUUCUCUGUUCAUCUUUCCCUCUAUCCUGACUAGUCUCCCAGUCCCUGCUGCUGACAAACAUCCCCACAGCAUGAUGCUGCCAACACCGUGCUUCACCGUAGGGAUGGUGCCAGGUUUACUCCAGACGUGACGCUUGGCAUUCAGGCCAAAGGGAUCAAUCUUGGUUUUCGCCAGACCAGAUAAUCUUGUUUCUCAUGGUCUGAGAGUCCUUUAGGUGCCUUUUGGCAAACUCCAAGUGGGCUGUCAUGUCCCUUUUACUGAGGAGUGGCUUCUGUCUGGCCACUGUACCAAAAAGGCCUGAUUGGUGGAGUGCUGCAGAGAUGGUUGUCCUUCUGGAAGGUUCUCCCUAUCUCCACAGAGGAACUCUGGAGCUCUGUCAGCAUGACCAUCGGGUUCUUGGUCACCUCCCUAACCAAGGCCCUUCUCCCCCGAUUGCUCAGUUUGGCCGGACGGUCAGCUCUAGGAAGAGUCUUGGUGGUUCCAAACUUCUUCCAUUUAAGAAUGAUGGAGGCCACUGUGUUCUUGGGGACCUUCAAUGCUGCAGACAUUUUUUGGUACCCUUCCCCAGAUAUGUGCCUCGACACGAUCCUGUCUUGGAGCUCUACGGACAAUUCCUUCGACCUCAUGGCUUGGUUUUAAUCUAUUUUUGCUAACUUUCUAUAAAAAUGUAUUGUAGUGAGAUCCUUUCGUUCUUUCGGGAUAUGAGUAUGUUCACUUCAUCGUCAAACCAUUUUAUUGGUAAAUUACACGGUAAUGUAAAAGUUGUAUUUUUUAGUGAUCCAAUACGUAAUAUAGUAUCAUAAUUGGUUGUAAUCCAGAGAGGUUAGAAAAAUAAUCUAGAUCCUCAAUGAGGCUAUGGAGGGAUUCAAAUUGUGGAUUUAAAAGAAAACAUGAAUCAUCAGCGUACAAUGACACCUUUUUUUUAAGCCCUGGAUUUCAAGCCCCUUGAUAUUGUUGUUGGAUCUGAUUUUAAUAGCUAACAUUUCUAUGGCCAUAAUAAAGAGAUUAUGCUGAUAGUGGACAACCUUGUUUUACUCCUCUUGACAGUUUAAUACUUUCUGAGAAGUAGCCAUUAUUUACUAUUUUACACGUAGGGUUACUAUACAUAACUUUAACCCAUUGUAUAAGAGAUUCUCCAAAAUUGAAAUAUUCCAGGCAUUUAUAUAUAAAUUCCCGUCGUACUUUAUCAAAAGCCUUUUCAAAGUCAGCUAUGAAUACCAGGCCUGGUUUCCCAGAUUUUUCAUAGUGUUCUAUUGUUUCCAGUACUUGUCGUAUAUUCGACAAUACCUUUUUAAUUCUAUGCGUUAUGCAUUUUGCUAGAAUUUUUGCGUCACAACACUGAGGUGUAAAGGGCCUCCAAUUUUUUUUAUGGACUGGAUCUUUAUAUUUACCACCUGGGUCCUGUUUCAGUAAUAGUGAAAUCAACAUGUUUUUUUCUUGUGUACUGUGUAUAUCAUGUACACAUUUUAAUUAGUGUGCUUGUUUAACAGAUUUAACAAAAAAAUGUGUACUUAUAUUUUUUGUGGUGUGGUUUCUAUAUCUGCCCUGUUGGGCUUCCAACCUCACCUGCACUGUGGUGAAUGUGGUGAAAGGAGUCAGGCGCAGGAGGGUAAUCACCGAAUACAGAGUUUAUUCCUUCGUUGACACACAAAUGCGCUCCAAUAGCGAUCAACUAAACAGGCACAGGGGAAACAAACAUCCCUGGCAAUUACACUGUAACGGAAUCCAAUAAUACAUAGGCACAGGGGGAAAAUCUACCCUGGCAACACAAUGUUAUGAGUAGCUCCACCGAGCUACAUUACUCUCACAAUUAACAAUCACCCACAAGGACAAAGGGGCAGAGGGAACACUUAUACACAGUCUAAUUAGGGGAUAGGAACCAGGUGUGUGUGAUUGACAAGACGAGACAAUUGUGAUGAUGAUUGGGGCGGCAGUUGUAUUGAAUUAUCUGACAACAGCUCUGGUGGACAUUCCUGCAGUCAUCAUGACAAUUGAACGCUCCCGCAAAACUUUUGUAAUCUGUGGCAUUUUGUUGUGUGACAAAACUGCACAUUUGGAGUGACCUUUUAUUGUCCCCAGCACAAGGUGCACCUGUGUAAUGAUCAUGCUGUUUAAUCAGCUUCUUGAUAUGCCACACCUGUCCGGUGGAUGGAUUAUCUUGACAAAGGCUAAAAUGCUCACUAACAGGGAUGUAAACAAAUGUGUGGACAACAUUUGAGAGAAAUAAGCUUUUUGUGCAUAUGGAAAAUUUCGGGGAUCUUUUAUUUCAGCUCAUGAAACAUGGAACCAACUCUUUACGUGUUGCAUUUAUAUUUUUGUUCAGUGUAUGUAAUCUCCUGAGCUGCUUCCCCUAGGCUGCCUUUCAGGUACUGUAGCUAUAGCCUAGUUUAGGGUGUGUGUGUGUUACCUUCCAGGGUAUCUAGCCUGGUAAAGGGAGUAUCUGCAUGUUAUCACAGAUAGGUAAUUACUUAGCAGGCAAAGCUGACCUGAGGAAUGUAGACUUGUCCCUUCCCCCUAAACUUACCCCCUCUACCCCUACACCCCUCCCCCUCUGCCCCUCUCCUCCAUGUCUCCCUUCCCCCUAGACUCAUCUACCUUUCCCUUCCCUCCCCCUACACUGGCAUUCCCCCACCUCCUUUCUAUUACAAUCACCCUCUUUUUCCUCCCUACACUCACCCCCUUCCUACAUUCACCCCCCUUUCCUCGCUUCCUCCCUCAAACCCUCAUUGACGGAACAACCCUCUCUCCUGUGAGGCUCAAAGUUCACCCUGACGCUUUCACUGAAUUCCUAGAUUACCUGUAAUCUUUUUCUUUUUUUAAAGGAAAGGGAAAAAACUGUUUGUACAAGGCUGAAUGGAAUGGAAUUAUCAGUGUUUUUGGCAUAGCGAAAAUGGUAUAUCGAGGGGUGAAUGUAAAAAGUGCACCAUUGCACAACACAACAGAGUUUUGCCCAAAGACUGAAAAGCAUAUCUGUGGAAUCAGUCUGCGUCUCCUCAUCACAAGUAACGGGAAAUAAGUACUAACCAUUUCCAUUCACCCCGACCUCAGUCACCUAGGCCCCUUUCCUGAGUACUUAUUUCCCGUUACUUGUGAUGAGGAGAGUUAAGCUGAAGUCCCAGGCUGCCUCCCAAAUGGAACCCUAUUCUUUACAUAUUACACUACUUUUGACCAGAGCCCCCCAUAGGGCCCUGGUCAAAAGUAGUGCACUAUAAAGGGAAUAGAGUGCCAUUUGGGAUGCAAUCCCAGUGUGGGCUGUGGGCUUUGUGCUGGCUCUGACGCAUACUGACUGAGUCACUCUACAAACUGUCCUUGAGCAGAGGGAAACACACCCCUUCUUGCCAGGACUGAACAUCAACAUUGCUGGACAGAGGCGAAGCCAUAGCAGGGCCGGGCAUAGGCCCUGCCAGAUUGAACACUGGCCCUCCCAAUCAGGAUGGCUUAAAACAUAUUUUUUAAAUAAAAAAUGAAAGAAAUGAUUUUGAUUUGUUGUUUGUAUUGUCUCCUGACUGUAUCGCAAUUAUAUGGUACAACUUAUUGUAAUAGCGUUAGAUAUGGAUCAUUGUUAUAUUGUCUAUGGUAAUAACAAUAGUGGUAGGCUACAUAGAUUGUAGCCUACUUAUAACUGUUACAGCCUACCUGCCCCCAUGAAAAUGAAACAAUAUACUCUCAAAAUGAUAACUUGGAUUUAAAUACAGGGCACUUGCACCCAGCCAACAAUAACAUUUCAUAAUUUCGUAUAAGUCACUUUAGUCACACUAUCCUGGCUCAAGACAGAAACAUAUUAUCAUUCCACUCUGCUUCUACUCUGUCUGACUAGACACUAUGAUGACAUCUGGGUGAAAUCCCAAGUGCAUUAUAUACUGUAUAUGAAGGAGAUGAGAGUUUAUUUCUGUGUGCUGCCUAGUCUAAAUUGGCCUUUAAAGGAGGUUUCAACUGUAAUUUGUGGCUGUUCUGUGUAUUUCACUAUCAGAAAGAACAGGUGUAGUUGUAGCUGUCAUGUGAAUUAAUGAAUUAUGCUGUUAUGUGUUUAUUAUCUAAUAUGAAUGCCACAACAAAAGUUCCCUCUGGGAAAAAUAAAGUGAUUCUAUUUUAUUCUAUUCAUUUCUAUUCUCUUCUAUGCACAUUCAUACUACUAUGUGGCUGAGAGUGAGCUUUUGCACACACACAUUGUGCACACUUGAGGGCUAAUCAGGGUAGAUACACAAGGAGGCAGAGUGUUAAGGGACUGUGUUGCCAAGCAACUUGCAGUUGAUUAUAAAAACACGUGUGCCAUUACAUGAUAAUAUGAGCCAUCCCAGGACAUCAGUGUUUUUUUUAUUUUUUAUUUAACCUUUAUUUAACCAGGUAAACCAGUUGAGAACAGGUUCUCAUUUACAACUGCGACCUGGCCAAGAUAAAGCAAAGCAGUGCAAUAAAAACAACACAGAGUUACAUAUGGGGUAAAAAAACAUAAAGUCAAAAAUACAACAGAAAAUAUAUAUACAGUGUGUGCAAAUGUAGCAAGUUAUGGAGGUAAGGCAAUAAAUAGGCUAUAGUGCAGAAUAAUUACAAUAGUAUUAACACUGGAAUGCUAGAUGUGCAAGAGAUUAUGUGCAAAUAGAGAUACUGGGGUGCAAAAGAGCAAAAUAAAUAACAAUAUAGGGAUGAGGUAGUUGGGUGGGCUAAUUUCAGAUGGGCUGUGUACAGGUGCAGUGAUCGGUAAGGUGCUCUGACAACUGAUGCUUAAAGUUAUUGAGGGAGAUAAGAGUCUCCAGCUUCAGAGAUUUUUGCAAUUCGUUCCAGUCAUUGGCAGCAGAGAACUGGAAGGAAUGGCGGCCAAAGGAGGUGUUGGCUUUGGGAAUGACCAGUGAGAUAUACCUGCUGGUGUCCUGAUAAUGACAUAAGGUUUGAUGGUGAUAGUGUAAUGCCAUGCACCUUUGCCAAAAUAUCAUCAGGUUGGGCCAUGGCCAAUAUAAUUAUAUUAGUCCCAAUGUUAGAUAUGAUUAAUGAUAUGUAUUUAUAAUGGAUAAUGUUUUUGAAGACUAUACAAGCUACAAAAAGCCUUUAUAAAAUACCAAUAAAGGUUAAAUGUGUGUCCAGACUGUCAUACGGAAUAGUAACAUAAAAAAGUCUUAAUGUCCAAAGUCAUACAUGUUCACUGUCUGGUGGUUUCCAGGUUUAACAAAUAGCCUACAUGGAAAGAGGAACACAGAAAAGCGCGCUUUUUAACGCACAGUCACAUAGAAUGCUACACACUACCAGUGGCUGGGAGCUGGGAGAGCGCUAGUCAAAUCACAAUCCCAGUCAGAUUCUGAACUGAAUUUCCCUGUCUGACGUCAGCUGACUGCCUGCCUUGGCUACGCUCUUCGCUCCAGACAUAGUGCUGCUGCUGUAAAAAUGCUGCUCUCUGUGCCGCCGAGGACAGGAUUCAACCCAUACAACGGCUAUACAAGCAGAACUAGUAAAAAGGUAAAGCGAUGUAUUUGACUCCAUCUGAAUAAUGUGCUAUAUGUAGGUUAUAUGCCGGUCUCAUUCCUCCUGGAUCGUUUGUAGCAGUUAGGUUGCUCGGCUAUUAAGCUGCAGUGUCCUUGAAAGUGGACCAUAUACGAUACAAAUCAACUAUAGGCUAUUUUGUCGAUUUAAAAUAGCUUUUAACUCCUUUCUAUCCUCCAAAUAAGAUUGUGAAUAGAUAAUAGAAUAGAAUACCGGUAUAAUGCAUGCAUUUAUUUUAGGCUAUGCGUCGGGGUGAACGUUAGCGCUCUUCCUCGCUCUAUUCAUUGGCACAGAGAAAGUCAAUGCACGGAUUAAACUUGCGCGGCGAAUAGCCUUGAUCAUUUUGCGCUAGUUCUCGGGUUUAAUACCAAUGGCUAAUUGUAAACUCAACGACCAAUUGAGAGUAAGGUCUCUCUUUGAAUAGACCAGUAACCUAAAUUAACCAAAUAAGUUUAUUUAGCGUAAAGGUUUGCACAACCCCUUGAAAUCCAACCUGGUCUCAGAGCAUUUCGUAUAAUUCUGUAUGUAAAUUCGAGACACUCCAAUUAGUAUGAUAUGUUAGGUUUGUAUGAUAUGUAUUAAUUUGUGGAUGUCCAUCACUCAUUUCAUAUGCUAUGUUACGAAUUUGCAAAAGGUAUGAUUUGUUACGAAUUCUAGCUAGGUGGCUAGGUGGCAAACGUUUGCUAGCUGGCUAACUUUAGCUAGGCUAGGGUUUAGGUGUUAGGAUUGUUUAGGGGUUAUGUUAAAGCGAUAAGGAUUUACAUUUACUAUGUUACGUCUAGUCUAUGAGACCAGGCUGUGAAAUCCAAUAUGAUCUGAUGGCUGGAAACAUUGGCCAAUAUAAUACAGUGAUUUAUAGAUAUGGAAAUAUGAAUACUGUAGCCUAUUGAAAUAGUUCAAUUCAAUAUGCUUAUUGAUUAUUAUUUAACAAUUUGUAACAACUGAACAGUUUGUAAUGAUAAUUGAUAUUGAUUGGCAGUUGAUAAGAUUUUUUAAUUUUUUUAUUAACCAUUUAAAGAUGUACUCUGAUGAUUUGCUAUAUAACAUCCAGAGAACAGAAAAAAUAUAAUUUACAUUUUACACAUUUAGCAGACACUCUUAUCCAGAGCGACUUACAGUUAGUGAGUGCAUACAUUUUCAUACUGUCCCCCCGUGGGAAACGAACCCACAACCCUGGCGUUGCAAGCGCCAUGCUCUACCAACUGAACUACAGGGGACUAUGAAGUUGAAUAUGGAGUGUUGGAUUGGGUGAGAUAUUAAGGGAAUUGAAAUUAAGAAACUAUAAAGCACAUAUUUUUUCACAGGUAGCAUAAUUGUAAAAUAAAACAUUAUAAUUCACUUUUUUUGUGAUCCUAGUUUUGAUCCUGAUGCUUUCACAUUAUGGAUGGGAAAAAUUGCAUGUUUCUUCUGUCAAUAGCAUAUUUUAUUAUUCUACAUUGUGAAUCUUGGUGUUGACUUGGUGCAACAUUGCUGACAUAGGCCAUGGUAGUGUUUAACUUUCCUGAAACAUAACACUAGUUCCCACCUCCCAGGGCUGUGUUAUUCCUUUCCCUGCGUCAUGGUUAGCAGGAAUUCAGAUUGCUCAGAUUCAUGGAAUUCUGUUUGCAUCCCAAAUGGCACCCUAUUCCCUAUACAGUGCACUACUCUGGCUUCAAACAAGGUGCUCAUGUCAGGAUAGAAGGGGUGUCUGCUACUCCGCUUUUGCAAACUCAUGCCUUUUUUUUUGCUCAUUGUGAGAGCUCAAAAGUCACUCUGAGGGAAAACAUGUAAACCCAAGGUCAAGUGGCAAACUCUGCUCUGUGUAUUUUUUAUACAAGGGGAAAAGGGUGGAGGAAAGAGAGGGAUUAAGAUUUUUUUUCACUUUCUUUUCUUUCUUUCUUUCUUUCUUUCUUUCUUUCUUUCUUUCUUUCUUUCUUUCUUUCUUUCUUUCUUUCUUUCUUUCUUUCUUUCUUUCUUUCUUUCUUUCUUUCUUUCUCCUGCUUUUGAUUACCCACCUCUCCUCCUCUCUUCCCUCCUCCCCCAUUUUCUUAUUUUUUCCCUCUCACAUACCUUGAUUUCUUUGGCUGUGAGUGGUUCAGAUCCCAUGGACAAGGGAGCCACCAGAUCUUUCCUCUGUAUAGAGUGAAGCGAACCCCUUUUCUCAAACCCUAUGUGUUUUUCUCUUUCUUCAGAUUGCUCUUUCUUCAUUUUCUCUUUCUUUAAUGUAUUUUCUGCGUAUCUAAAACAAAAAGAGUUUGCAGGUUUAGGUUUUUUGUGCCUUUGAGUGUAGAAUUGGAUUGACUCAGAGAGAGGAGGAGAAGGAUGAAGCCCCACCUGCUGUCUCUAUAUUGUUGAAGAGUUGGUGAGGUUGCAGGUUGAAGUAGAAGCAUCAGAAGAGUGCCAUCGCUGUUUUUUCACCCCAAAACCUUUUCUGCACACUGUGGCAGAAUCCAGUACCAGGCAGCAAAAACAGAGAGCUUGUUUUUUCAUAAACAUGAUCUUUUCUACCAUGCCUCUGAAAAUCUCUUGUGCCAAGCAGGUAGGCCUUUGCUUUUUCAGACAGAUUUUUCUUCUUCUGUAUUUUAAGAUAAAACAUGUAUUUAUUUUCACAGAAAUAGAUUGUCAUGCAAUGUGUGAUGUGUUUGUGCCGAAUGUGCAAUGUUGACAGAUUUUGAAAAUGUGUUUAUUGAGAACUGAAUAUGAAUAGAACUGGGAUCAUAUCAGUAAAAUAUCAAGGUUUUCUCCUUGGAUCUUCUUCUCCAAAGCUUUCCUUGCUUCCCUGUGACGCUUUGAGAAGGAGGUAAGGAGUGUGGAUGUGAGGAAUCGAAGAACAUACUUUUGAGAUUCACCCCAGCUGUGGCCUGAGGUGUGUGAGCAAAAAUCCAUCACGUGCUGUGUACAGCAACAUACUGUACAUUGUGGAAACAGACACCCAAUAACCUCCAGGGCUAAUAGUACAGUGCUAUAGUUCAAUGAGAGAAGAAGGAACAGCUCAGAGCAAUCACCCACACUUUAAAAUGUCUCUUAAAUAUGUCCUAUUAUGUACUGGUAAAGAAUGGAAAGACUGCACUUGGGAUAUUAUAUUGUAUAAAGCCCUAUUGCAAUACAUUCUAAAGGCUCUAAGUGCUUCUAACAAGAUAUAGAGCAUUGUACAUUUAGGUAAUAAAGUGUUAACCGGGGGAUUUUAAAAGUAGGGUUUUCCUAGCCUGGUGCUGGAUCCUGUCUGCUUGUGCUAUUAGCCAACUCCUCUCUGUGUUCGAUCAUUGGUAUGCCAAAGAUGUAUGGCUUGCCAAUGGUAGAAGUGUCGGCUACAGCACAUACAAACAGUAUGGGACAAGACUAGGAUUUUCCCACUACUCAGUCACAUUUAAAGAAAAACUCCACCCAAAAACUAUAUUUUGGUAUUUGUUUCAUUAGUCCAUUGUUGAUAUAGUCCCAAAAUAUUUUGCAUGUCAGCAAUCAAGUUUUCAAGAUAUAUAACUUUCAAAAUAUAGAAAUACAGCCGGUAUGAUGCAUUUUGCAUCAUAUGAUGCAAAACGCAGCAUCAUAUUUAUGUAUUUUGAAAGUUACAAAUGUUGAAAACAUGAUUGCUGACAUGCAAAAGAUGUUGGGACUAUAUUAACAAUGGACUAAUGAAACAAAUACCAAAACAUAGUUAUUGGGUGGAGCUUUCCUUUAAGCCUUCAUUGUCUUGAGAGACACAUUCUUUAGUCUGUGUUCCGGUACUAAUGAGGCUUUUAGGAAUGUGGAGAACGUGAAAACGGCUGUAGAAAAGAAACACCCUCUGUCUUACCCCCCAUUCUGAGGGUAACUAACUAACACAAACAUUUGUUUAUGGCGUGGGAAUGUAAAGAAAUAAUUUAACUCCACAUUCUAAUGCUGCUGCUGCUGCUGCUGUGGUAAUGACACAAGAUUUGUGAUUUAUAAGCAUGUUCAGAAACAAAUGAAAGAUGAACUACACACACUGACUGCACACAUUAUUUGUUCUUUAUCUAACCAGGUGAGUCCCAUUGAGAUAUGAAUCUCUUUUUCAUGGGAGCCCUUCUGUACUGUUUGGCAGAACAGAACACCUGGAGCUGGCAGGCAGGCCGCAGGCAGACAGGCAAGCAGGCAGCAGGCAGCAGCCAGACAGACAGACAGACAGACAGGCAGGCAGGCAGGCAGGCAGGCAGGCCGCAGGCAGACAGGUAGGCCGCAGGCAGACAGGCAGGCAGGCAGGCAGACAGGCAGACAGACAGACAGGCAGGCCGCAGGCAGGCAGACAGACAGGCAGGCAGAUGGGAGCCUGGUGGGUAUGGAUCCAUCUGAUUCGCUGGUUCUCUGCCAUCUUCCUUGUCUUAGAACGAGCAGAGCAGAGCAGCCUUAAUGAGACAGUACCUUCUGACUGGAGAGCACAUGAGAGGGAUUAGUGCCUUCCUCUAGCAAGCUCCCCAAUUAGCUCCCCCAGGCCCCAUCCAUCCAUCCCCAUCCAUCCAUCCCCAUCCAUCCAUCACAUAUAUCCAGACAGGUCUCAUCCAGCAGCAUACAGCUCUAUUUAGCACCAGAGCCAGGCUCCAUCCUCUAUCAAACAGCACAUCAAUCCUUUAGCCAGGCCCAGGCCACAUCUAUCCCGCCCCAUCAUCCAUCCAACACACAGAUCCAGACAGGCCUCAUCUAGGCCUAGGCCCCAUCCAGCAUACAGAUUUUUAUCUACCACCAGGCUUAAUACAACUCCAUUCAGUAUCAUACAGAUUCUAUAGCCAUACCCUGACCCAGCACCAUCCAUUCACCAGCCACAUACAGAUACUAUCUACCCAGUACCCAGGCAGGUGCAUCCCUCCUGAUAGGGUCUCCAUGCAGGCUGGUAGGCUGGGAGUGAAGGCAAGAGCAAGCCACAGGAAGAGGUUGUGAUUGUGGGAAAACAAACAGUGUGCUGCCAUGCUACUGAUGCUGAAAAGAGGCAGAUUAGAGGUGUAGAAUGGCUAUGGUGAAUGAAUGGGCUCUGUGAGAGUAACAACUGUGAUUAAUGAAGGGGUGGUAAAACUCUUCUGGUUUAUGGAGGGGUUCAAGGCUGGGUGCUGCUGGAUCUUGUGAUGGCCAUGUUGAAUACAAAACUGUGGAAACACAGACAGAAAGGUACAGCAGUAGAGCAAUGGUUUGGGAAGGAUGUAAACUGUUAGAGAGAGAAGAGGAGGAGGAGGAGGAGGGGAAAGAGGAAGAAGAGCAACUGUUUCAUUAGAGCGGGUUACCAAUGGUCCAGGUAGUUGGACACCACUAGGUUAGUACUGCAGCAGAGUGGAGCAGGGGGUUAUUAACAGAGUGGGAGGUGACUACUGGGGGCUGGAAUCAAGCUCAUUCGGCUACUGAGGUCCAUCCAAUUUCCCCUCCAAAGCGGGGUUAGCUCAGUCUUGAUAUAAAUUGAGUUGUGUCUAUUGCAGCCCUGCAGAGUGCCGACUCAACUGAAAUGUGAUUCAUGUGAAGAGUUCUCUGUCUAGAAGUGUAUCCAUGGUCUGGUGAUUAUAGGUCAUGAUGGUAAUGUUUUAUGUUAUGAUUGCCCCCAUUACAGACCAUGGUAGCCUUACACUGAAAGCCUAUCUAGCAGACAGUUAAGUACACUGCAAUCCUAUCUAGCAGACAGUUAAGUACACUGAAAUCCUAUCUAGGAGGCAGUGUAGUGAAAUAACCAAAUUGAUAUUGAUUUCUCAGCCCUGGCCCCGGAUCAUUGGGUGCUAUAUUGACAUGUUGCCCUUUGCUUAACCAUCCACUGUAACUGGUGAUCCUGCUAAUUGUUUUCUUAAUAGAUUUUUGUAGAUUAGGUUACACUCUAGUUAAGUAUAAGUAGGUGGAUCAUGAACAGCCUGGAGAGUUGACUGAUAACAGCCCAGAUGUGAUCUAAUGGACGUGCCUUUUCAGGAUUGUGGACUGUAGAGGAUUGUAGCAUUUUACUGUGACAGAUUGGGGUUCAAAUCUGGGUUUCCUGCCCAUUUUAGCCUGCUGAGCCAAAGCCUAUAGGCAUAACGUCUCAAGCAAGGUUAGCCUACUCAUCACACAAAUUGGUUUUAUCAAACCACCUCCGUUACAUCAUCACCAGAUGUCUAAUCUCACCCAGAAUCAAAUCUUGUGUACAUGCUAGCCAGCUACUACCCAAUGUAAUCAUAUCUUGUUGCUGAUGUCAUAUCCCGUCUCUGUCUCGCCCCAGCCGACAUAUGUGUCCUCCAGCCACCAGAUGUCUCUAACCAGCCCGAACCCCACCACCACCAGCAGCAGCAGUAACGGCAGCCUCAGUGCAGAGCAGCUGAGCAAAACUAACCUCUACAUCCGCGGCCUCCACCCGGGAACCACAGACCAGGACCUUGUCAAACUGUGUCAGCCGUGAGUAGCUCAUCAACAAAUCACUCCUCUACCACACAACACCUCACAGUGAAGCUAUGGCUCUGU
Messenger RNA from Coregonus sp. 'balchen', 17293 nucleotides. The record is from the annotation of a GenBank genome assembly. Lineage: Eukaryota; Metazoa; Chordata; Actinopteri; Salmoniformes; Salmonidae.